AUGGACUCUAUUUUCUCUCAUAAUGUCGCUAUCAAUCCGGGAGCAAUUGCAAUAGAUGACGGAGCACACCAAUGGUCAUAUUCAGACCUCGACCGUGAAGUCCAGCGUAUCUCAUCCCUUCUGAAGACCUUGGACCUACCUCCAGAGGAGCCAAUUUGCAUCUUGCAAGAGGCAGGCAUCGAGACCAUCAUUGCACAGCUGGCUGUCAUCCGGGCGGGCCUGACAUGUGUCCCCCUGGAGCCCUCUAUCCCAAAUAGACGUUUGAUGAACCUCCUGAGCGAUGUCGGAACACAGUACAUCCUAUCCAACCAUAGACCGGACAUCGACAAUGGCAUGGUCAUCAUCCCAAUCAGAGGAGAAUACCACCCCCUCACAAAGCCAGUCAGACCGGAGACAGCUAGUGUUAAGCGCGUGCAACUGAAAGGACUACCAAAUUGUGAUUAUCGAAGUCAUAUCCUGUAUACUUCAGGGUCCAGUGGAAAGCCAAAAGCUGUCCAGAUCCCUGAGAGUGGCAUCCUCCACCUCAUGUUCAAAAGUCCAGCUACGCCUCUUCUACCAUCGGACCGUGUAAGCGUAUUCAACAAUCCGGGCUUUGAUAUGUCAAUUUUUGAAAUCUUCGUUGCUUUGAUGUCAGGCUCCACGCUGGUCAUGGUGCCGCGGCCAGUAAUCACGGAUCCGUUGGAAGCUAAGAGUUUCAUUGCGCAAAGACAUAUCUCUGUUUCUUUCCUGACUACUUCGCUGUUUUCAAUAAUUGCACAAGCUUGCCCCUGUGCGUUCACUGGUAUGAGACAUGUCCUAACUGCUGGCGAAGUAGCCAAUAUGGCCAGCAUGAAGGCUGUCCUCGAGUCGCCCAAUCCACCUCAGCAUUUAUGGAAUACAUAUGGGCCUACUGAAAUAACGAUCGUGUCCACUAUGCAUUCGGUCACUUUCGAAGACCUCCACCACAACAGUAUCAGCAUUGGCACGCCCUUUGGGGAUACAAGGCUUUUCCUUGCUGAUGACAGCCUCAAUAUCAUUACCGAGCCCGGAAGCAUUGGCGAGAUACUCCUAGGUGGGCCUGGCCUAACAGCAGGAUAUAUUGGACGUCCCAAGGAAAAUGAGGAGCGGUUUUUCGUCGAUAAAUCAGGGUACCGGCUCUAUAAAACAGGUGACUUUGCCAAGUGGCGUCCCGACAAUCACACCUUGCUAGAGUUCGUCGGCCGUGUAGACCUGCAGGUCAAGCAGUGCGGUUUCCGCGUCGAACUUGGUGAGAUCGAGCAGUUAUUCCUCAGUAGUGGACGGUUACUGGCCGCGACAGUGUGCCAAAUUCAGCCAGAAACCGUCGAAGACGAACCCUUUCUCGUUGCGUUUCUCAUUCCGGCUGUUACCAACACCAUUCAAGCUACAGACAUGCUGGAGUUCAUCAAGCAGAAAGCACCAGCUUACGCUGUGCCGCGGGAGAUUGCCUUCUGCCCACACUAUCCCCUGACAGACCACGGAAAAGUCGAUCGCAAGGCGUUAGCGAAGAAGUAUGCUGCCCAAUGCACCAAUAUCCGGGACACUUACCCAACAGAUGAAGACCCUACCAGCACAGUCAACAUCCUCCGAGGGAUCUGGACAUCCCUGCUCGGCCAACAGCAAAUUAACGACGAAGACAAUUUCUUUUCCACUCUUCGAGGACUAUCCCUUCAAGCGGCUGCUAUGGUCUCCAGAACCAGAAGGCAAUUUGGAAACAGCGUCUCCAUGCGCACAUUGUACGAAAACCCCCGAUUAACAGACCUAGCCAACUUCAUCAACAUUUCCAAUCAAAACAACAACACCGACGACCUCGACCGCUGGAUGACAGACGCCCACACAGCCGACGAUCUCCACGCCGUCCCCAACUGGCAAGCCGCCGAAGAGGGCCGCAUCUUUCUCACAGGCGCAACAGGGUUCGUAGGCGCCCAUUUCCUCAGCCGAUGUCUUGAAAUGCCCACAGUUAAAGAAGUCGUCUGCCUUGUGCGAGGCAAAUCCGGCUCAUCGGCCAGCGAAAGAGUACAAGCCGUGCUCGAGCGCUAUAACCUCUGGGACAAAACAUCGCAUUGCAUCCACAAACUCACCGUUCUCAACGGCGACAUCACCAUGAAACACCUCGGUCUAACCGAGGACAUGUUCACCUGGUUGACCAAUUGGACUAGCGUGGUCUUCCACCUCGCCGCUAAAGUCAACUACCUCGAGCCAUAUGCCGCGCACUACGAUGCUAAUAUCCUCGGAACCCGCCACGUCAUGGAAGUAGCUACAUCAGGUCGCCGCAAGGCGUUCAUGUACAUGUCCAGUAUCGACAUCUUCGGGCCAACAGGCCACGUCCUCGGCACUGAGAAGGUCCUUGAAGACGGCCCGCUGGAACCGCAUCUUCAUGCACUGAAGUAUGAGCUCGGCUAUGCGGCUACGAAAUGGGUCUCGGAGGUGAUGGUGCGGCGGGCACGCGAGCAUGGUCUAGCAGCUAUGAUCUUCCGUCCUGGGUUUAUUUUAGGUGAUGUCGAGCAGGGGUGUGGGAAUCUGGAUGAUUUCUUUGCUCGGUUCAUCAGGGGAUGUGUUCAGGUCGGUGCGUUUCCGCAUCUGCACAAUCAGCGAAUGGAAUAUGUGUCUGUUGAUUAUGUGUGCGAUGCGAUGUUGCAUAUCGCUGCUAAUAAUGGCAAUCUCGGCAAGACGUACAAUCUGGUUUCUCCUGAUGAGGCGGACUCUGUCGACCUGGAGAAGACGUAUCGGAUAGUCAAUGAGGCAGGAUACCCGGUUGGCCUGGUGGAAUAUUGGGACUGGGUGCAUUUGUUGCAGGAAAGGACUGGUCCGGAUAACCCGUUGGAGCCGUUGAUGUCACUGUUGCAGGAGACAGUAAUGGAUGGGUUGUCAUGGUUCGAGAUGCAUAAGAAUACGACGCGUUAUGAUUGUUCCAAUACGGUUGCGGCAUUGAGAGAUGCGCCGGGGAUUAAAUAUGUGCCGCUUGAUGUUGGAAUGUUGACCAGGUCGCUGAACUUUUGGAGUCGGAAGGGAUGUCAGAUCUGA
Molecule: messenger RNA, 3021 nt
Organism: Aspergillus welwitschiae
Lineage: Eukaryota; Fungi; Ascomycota; Eurotiomycetes; Eurotiales; Aspergillaceae
Exons: 1
Coding region: 1-3021 (1006 amino acids)
Source: RefSeq, a predicted model, not a curated record